GGUUACACCAUUUCGUCAGCCAUAAAGAGCGACAACUCAUGUUGUAAAUUUCGCAUCAGGUUUGACAUUGCAUUUCUGGUAAAUCGAGGAUUUCUACACACUAUUUAUUUCAGUGGAUAACAGAAUUUGAUUAUAAAGAGAAGAUAACAUUGAAAAAUGUCCACCAUGAUGGCUGCAGGCCUUACUCGUAUUCCACUCACAGCUUUUGUGUCUGGCUUUGCCAAACCAUCCCUACUAAGACCUACACAGAAUACCAUGGCAAGAUUACAGAUGUAUGCUAAUGAAACCAAAACUGCCACACGAAGGGCUGCAAAAAGAAGGUCACUAAAGGAGAUUGCUAUGGCCCCUGCAGGACCUGGAGCUUUUAGUGUUGGGAAAGGACUGGUAGCUGGUGGUUCUGUUCUUGGUCUAGGAGCUUUAUGUUACUAUGGCCUCGGAAUGUCAAGUCAGCUUGGAGCUGUAGAUAGAGCAGUAUUGUGGCCCCAGGAAGUACGACAAAGGAUCAGAGAUACCUACAUGUAUUUUGGUGGCAGUGUGGCCAUCACAGCGGCAUCUGCAAUAGCUGUUAGUAGGAAUCCAAGACUCAUGGGACUAAUGAUGAAAAAUUCAUGGAUGGCAAUUGGUGUAACCUUUGCCACAGUAAUUGGUGCAGGAAUGGUCUGUCGGUCAAUUCCAUACCAAGAAGGCUUUGGUUCCAAGCAGUUAGCAUGGAUAGCUUACAGUGGUAUUUUCGGUGCUGUUUUGGCCCCUAUGACCUUAAUGGGUGGACCCUUGUUAAUCAGAGCAGCUUGGUAUACAGCAGGAGUGGUAGGGGGUCUUUCUACAGUUGCCAUGUGUGCUCCCAGUGAGAAAUUCCUGAAUAUGGGAGGACCUCUGGCUAUUGGUCUCGGAUUUGUAUUUGCAUCUUCCCUUGGAAGUAUGUUUUUACCACCCACCACAGCUUUAGGAGCAGGUUUAUACUCAAUAAGUGUCUACGGUGGAUUAGUCCUGUUUGGAAUGUUUUUAUUAUAUGACACACAGAAAAUCAUCAAAAAGGCAGAAAGUCAUCCACCCUAUGCUAUGCAAAAAUUUGAUCCAAUAAAUGCAUGUAUUGGAAUAUACUUGGACACAGUCAACAUAUUUAUUCGUAUAGCUAUGAUCCUUUCAGGCGGAGGUGGAAAGAGAAAAUAAUCAUUCUAAUAAAGUUUUGAUAUUAACAAACAAUACAUUCUGACAGUUGAAGUUGAUCUGGACAGUGAAUUUCCAUCUGUGAUUAUUGACAAUUUACAUAUUUGUACCUGGAUUCAUUGUUUUUUUCAUUGUCUUAUGAGUUUUAUCAACAUUAUGACAACAUGCUAUUAACACAUCACUUAUUUGUGUGUAUUAGGCAAAAAUAACAUGCUUACUGUACACAGCUUUAUGUUUAUCCUUAUCUCAAAUAUGGUUGAUUGCUAGAAGAACUAACUUAAAUCCAAUGUGAAUUUUAGGCUACACAAUUUUUUUAUAGAAUAUCCACAUUUCCAUUUGAAAUUAAACAUGUUAAAUGGCAAGACCAUUUAAAUUUUUAAAGUGCUUUUUUGUUCAUGCAAAAUUAAGGGUAAGAUUAAAAGGUUAAAAAACAAUCAAUAAUGGAUAUUUAUUUGAAAAGUUGAAUUUAAAUACAAAAUGCUUCAAAGAUGUGAUAAAUAUAUUCUUCGCCUUAAAAUAAACAACCGGAGAAUUAAUAACAUAUAAAACAGUAUAGACUUGAUGCAUUAUUAAAUAUUUAUGUUUAUAACAGUUUUGUUUAUUGUUUUGUCUAAAUAUUUGGUUUUAUCAGUUUAUAAUUGAUGUCUUUUUUUAUUAUUUCGUAUAAAGAAUAUAUGUGUUG
This is a messenger RNA of Mytilus trossulus (common blue mussel), 1849 nucleotides long. RefSeq names its product growth hormone-inducible transmembrane protein-like. The record is from RefSeq and is a predicted model, not a curated record. Gene Ontology annotation, cellular component: mitochondrial inner membrane. Lineage: Eukaryota; Metazoa; Mollusca; Bivalvia; Mytilida; Mytilidae. The coding region runs from base 157 to 1170 and encodes 337 amino acids. The transcript is spliced from 8 exons.